Psammomys obesus (fat sand rat) is the source of this 786-nucleotide messenger RNA. Its product is annotated as E3 ubiquitin-protein ligase RNF138. The transcript has a single exon. Bases 1 to 744 code for a protein of 247 amino acids. The record is from RefSeq and is a predicted model, not a curated record. NCBI's taxonomy places the organism in Eukaryota, Metazoa, Chordata, Mammalia, Rodentia, Muridae.
AUGUCCGAGGAGCUCUCGGCGGCCACAUCCUACACGGAAGAUGACUUUUACUGCCCUGUGUGUCAGGAGGUGCUCAAGACACCGGUGCAGACCGAGGCCUGCCAGCAUGUUUUCUGUAGAAAAUGUUUCCUGACUGCAAUGAGAGAAAGUGGAAUACAUUGUCCCCUAUGUCGUGGAAGUGUGACUAGAAGAGAAAGAGCAUGUCCGGAAUGGGCCUUAGAUCUUGAAAAUAUCAUGAGGAAGUUUUCUGGUAGCUGCAGAUGCUGUUCAAAAAAGAUUAAAUUCUAUCGCAUGAGACAUCAUUACAAAUCUUGUAAAAAGUAUCAGGAUGAAUAUGGUGUUUCUUCUGGCAUUCAAAACUUUGCAGACAAGAUUUCUCAAGAUUCAGUAAGGAACAGUAAUAGGUGUGAAACAUCUACAUCUGAUAACACAGAAGCUUAUCAAGAGAAUACAAGUUCUUCUGGGCAUCCCACCUUUAAGUGUCCCUUAUGUCAAGAAUCAAAUUUCACCAGACAGCGUUCAUUGGAUCACUGUAAUAGUAACCACCUAUUUCAGAUAGUUCCUGUGACAUGUCCUAUUUGUGUGUCUCUUCCUUGGGGAGAUCCUAGCCAGAUUACUAGAAAUUUCGUUAGUCAUCUAAAUCAAAGACAUCAGUUUGAUUAUGGAGAAUUUGUGAAUAUUCAGCUAGAUGAAGAAACCCAAUAUCAAACUGCUGUGGAAGAGUCUUUUCAAGUAAACAUCUGAUGUGUAUAGACAUCUCUGCAUCUUUGUACCUACAAGUGCCAU